CGUAAUCGAUUUCAACAACUUGAACAGAAGAGAGAGAGAGAGAGAGAGAGAGAGAGAGAGAGAGAGAGAGAGAGAGAGAGAGAGAGAGAGAGAGAGAGUAAAGGAAGGGAGAGUAACGAAGCCCUAAUUUAAAUCUUCUCGUCUGAUCUGAAAAGUUCCAUUUACUCAAAUUCUUUUUUGGAUUUCUCUCACAUGGCGUUUCGAAAAAACUGUGGGCUGGAGCUCUUGGCAGCUUCUCUGACCCUAACCUUUGUUCUGAUUAACCUGGUGGAUGCGAACUCAGAUGGAGAUGCUCUCUACGCUCUUCGACAGAGCUUGUCGGAUCCCGACCAUGUGCUCCAGAGCUGGGAUCAGAAUCUUGUUACUCCGUGCACCUGGUUCCAUGUCACCUGUAAUCAAGACAACCGCGUCACUCGUGUGGAUUUGGGUAAUUCAAACCUUUCUGGACAUCUUGCCCCUGAGCUUGGGAAGCUCGAACAUUUACAGUAUCUGGAGCUCUACAAAAACAACAUCCAAGGAACUAUACCUUCUGAACUUGGAAAAUUGAAAAGUCUCAUCAGCUUGGAUCUUUACAACAACAAUCUUACCGGGAAGAUCCCUACUUCCUUGGGGAAAUUGAAGUCUCUGGUCUUUCUCCGGCUCAAUGACAACCGAUUGACCGGUUCAAUCCCUAGAGAACUGACGAAAAUCCCAAGCCUUAAAGUCUUUGAUGUGUCGAACAAUAAUUUGUGUGGAACUAUCCCAAUAGAAGGACCUUUUGAACACAUUCCUUUGGAGAACUUUGAGAACAACUCGCGAUUGGAGGGACCGGAACUACUCGGUCUUGCAAGCUACGACACCAACUGCAACUGAAACAACUUUUUAAAAAAUUGGGGAUGGAUCUUGUAAGAACACUUCACCACUUUUAUCAAAUAUCACAUCUAUUAUUAUGUAAUAAGUAUAUAUGUAUGUCGGUAGUUGGAAAAACAAAGAACAAAAAAAGAGCCCAAAGACUACUGGUGUCUGUUUAAGUAAUAACAUAUACAUGCGUUUUGUGUGUGUAGUGGCACUGAGAAGUAAUAUUGGUAUUGGUAGCAAGUUCUGCA
Messenger RNA from Raphanus sativus (radish), 1085 nucleotides. Its product is annotated as leucine-rich repeat protein 1. Bases 193 to 852 code for a protein of 219 amino acids. Lineage: Eukaryota; Viridiplantae; Streptophyta; Magnoliopsida; Brassicales; Brassicaceae. The transcript is spliced from 6 exons. The record is from RefSeq and is a predicted model, not a curated record. Gene Ontology annotation, molecular function: protein binding.